This is a messenger RNA of Cololabis saira (Pacific saury), 8556 nucleotides long. It is a transcript of the gene capn15, whose product is annotated as calpain 15. Gene Ontology annotation, cellular component: cytoplasm. The transcript has 12 exons. Bases 1989 to 5636 code for a protein of 1215 amino acids. NCBI's taxonomy places the organism in Eukaryota, Metazoa, Chordata, Actinopteri, Beloniformes, Belonidae. Gene Ontology annotation, molecular function: calcium-dependent cysteine-type endopeptidase activity. The record is from RefSeq and is a predicted model, not a curated record. Gene Ontology annotation, biological process: proteolysis.
UUGCAUCCUCGUCCACUGCGCUCAGGAUAUCAGCGGGGGAGAAUUAAAAGAUGGAAAAAUGCAUAAUCGUAGACAGAGCAGCUAAGAGCAUACGGUGGGACUGUAUCUGAGCGCGAUGCACAGCCUCUGUGGGAUAGACGAUGGUUACACUGUGCGCUGUCUCGGAUCCAAGACGACAGCGGGACCGGAGCGAUGUCUCAUAGUCUGAGACAACAAGGCUCAGUGACGGAAAUAUGAGAUGGACGCAGACAGAAACGGAGCUGGCGGAAGAUGAGAUUUUCCAAUGAGCCCUUCUUAUAUGAAACCUCUCCUCCAGUUUUUAUGCUUCCCACGGUCGGAUGUCGCUUCCUGUGCAACACUUUCUCCAGCCUUGCGGACCACGGACACGGACGCAAAUCCCUUUUGCAAAGAACCGAUACGUUGCAGUGGUGUUAAUAGGCUAAAUUGAAACGCCUGGGCUGCGUGCAUAAUCAUUGAUUAUUUAUUACGUGGCAUUUGCAGAAGAUGAGAUGUUAAAGUGCGGGUUCAUGCAAUGUAUUCGCCGGUUUCUUGUUCAUCUUUUACUUGGUGCAUAUCAUAGCUGAAGCAAAUCCCACAGCAUUGCUGUGCUUUGAAAUUUGCUGUUUUUUAAGUUGAUUUGGAUACAUACUAAUGCAAGUCUAUCCUCCCUGACAAUUAACCUGGAAUGACAUUUGUCUACAUCAGCUGCUUUGUUUUCAGAGACUUGCUAUGACAUUCUGGCAAGUCCGCAUAAAUCCAAGCGCAAGUUGAUAAAGUAAACUGGCUGGCCGCUGUAGUGGGAUCAGACAGAAAUUAAGCUGCAGCUCUCAGACAGCGAAAUCUGGGGUCAUAUCCACUCCUUGUUGGCAGAGCAUCACAGCAUGACACCGAGCAUUCAUCUUGGCUCUUUAGUUUGAAAGUUCUCUAAGAAACUGGAACACAGUUUAAAUAUAUUCACUCUGAUACAUCUGUUAAAGUCUUAACACAUUUAAAACCCAUAUAGGUAAUUCAUGUGAAUAUUUCUAUGUCCUGUAGAAAUCUUAAAUUCUGUCAGUACCAAAAGUCAUGAAAUCUGAUUUGACAUUCCUUCAGGAUUUCAUGAAUUUGUUAAAAUAUGAGAGAAAUGCAGCCGAAGCUUUUAACUGUAAACCUUCAUAGCAGCUGCUAGUUAGACUGGGUGUCUGAAAGAGGAGACUUGGAUAUUUGCAUACUUGCAGUUUUGCCAAAACCCCUCCCAUGUAAUGCAAUGCAUUAAUAUUCCCCACGGCCGUGUUGUAAAGUAACUGUGGAUAUCUUUUGUGAGACUUUCUUCCAACCACAUCUGCACCACCAUUAAUGGUUAUAAGCGGUCUUUUGGACGCCUGAUUUUGAUGUGAUGUCAAGACUGAUUUAGAAGUGCACAUUUGGGGUUGUGUAAUUCUGAAUCACAGCAAACAUAGCCAUGGACUCAAGGCUUCCUGUUUUUGCCUGUUUUCUAAGCAUGUGCAAAAGAAAGAAGAGUCAAGCAUGAGACCUCACAGGCUGGCGAAAUGUGACAGAAGGAGCGUGCAAGGAAUUAUGAGUGGCAUUGUGGAAGACUUGGUUCAGAGUAUUACAAGAUUAGAGUGUACAAGAGAAUUAAUUAGAGGCCUCUGAUUUAGAAAAACAGCGUUUUCUCUUAUCUGUAUCUAAGUGCUCCAUUGGAGACUGUGCUGCAUGCAGCAAAUGACUGUUUAAGUGAAGAACUCCCAUGCAUUAUGGGGUAUGCAGAGUGGUCGGGAUAUAAGUCUACAUGCACCAUUACCAGCACCCUUUGAGCACUUUUGAUUCCCUGUCCUGUGUGUUGGUUUGUUUGUACCCAAAGGAGAAAAUUCUUAUCUUGGACUUUCUCGGUGCCCCUCACUUGCAACAACACAGUCCAUUAUCAUCUUUUGUGUUUUAGGGGAAAAAAAGCAAACGGAUCCCCUUAACAGAAAGCACUCAGAGACUAAUUUCUGAUCUUAGUUGUGAUGGGGAGCUCGGCCUCGUCUUUAGCUGCAGAGACUGAGUCGGACCAUGGCUUUAGCAACACCUCCUAUCCCUCUUCACCCCCCGUGGGCUGGCUCAGGAACAGUCACAGCAGUCCUGUGUGGGGUACCACCUUCAUCACAAGACAGCAGCAGCACCCACUGCCUCAUCGAGAGCGCAGCCAUUCUCACUCUCCUGGUUCCAUGGCAGCAGCAGUGCGAGGCAGCGAGUGGUCAUGUGGACGCUGUACCUUCUUGAAUGCUGGUGCAGCACCUCGCUGUUCCAUCUGUGAGGCGCCACGCCAGAAACCUGAUCUUAACCAGAUCCUACGGUUGAGCAGCACUGAAGAGCAUCGCUGGGCCUGUCCCCGGUGUACACUCAACAAUCCCCAGGGAUCGGGAGCCUGCUCUGUCUGUGGUUUUGGUCCCUCUCCCGCCACCCACACCCCCCCUACCACCACGUUAGCUGCUACAGCCAAUGGCUUCCAGGCUGCUCCAAAUGAACCCAAAACACCUACCAUCACCACCACAGUUUUACUUGAGCACCAUGGACAGCAUCCAACUAAGGAGGAAGUUCUACGCACAUCUGAGAGUAACGGAGAGGUGGUUCUCCUGGAAGGGGACCACUCAGGCUGGGCUUGUCCACGUUGCACGCUGCAUAACACCCCGGUAGCACUCUCAUGCUCAGCCUGUGGUGGACCCAGAAAAUUAUCUUUGCCUAAGAUCCCCCCAGAAGCAUUAGUUGUGCCUGAGGUGCGUACGCCUGUGCUAGGGUUUCCUGUUCACACAGCUGGAUCAGCACCGCUACUCAUUGACCUGACAGAUGACUCUCCCCCAGCCCCUCCCUGUGACCCUCAAGAAUCUCCCCAAGUGUCUUCACAGGCUGUCACUUCUCCUUUCACUUCCCUCGUCUCCUCCCUCCAAAACAAUUCUGUUCCUCCUCGCAGGAGAGAGGUGCCCCCCCCAGGACGCCCAGGGACUAACACUCCCAGUCCUACGUCGCCUUCAUCGGCCACUGUUCCACCCCAGCCAGGACCACAGCGGUCAGCCAAGACCCAACACGCCCAACCCCAGGAACCUUCAUUCCCCAACAAGCGCCUCAGUAUCUUGGAAGAAGAAGAUUCUCAGCACCAUCCUCAUCUCGCUCCCUCAGUCGCACCUACCUGGAAGUGCCCUAGCUGUUCAUUGCCCAAUCCAAGCAACUCAUCUAAGUGUGAAGCCUGUCGAUCAUCACGAGCUGGUGCCGAUCUCAUAGACCUGGUAGGCUGUGAGACGGUACGAUUUACCCCAGCCAGCCCCUCGAGUCCGGACUUUAGCACCUGGGCCUGUUCCAAGUGCACCCUACGUAAUCCUACUGGUGCACCUAAGUGCUCAGCUUGUGGUUCCUCCAAGCUGCAUGGCUUUCAGGAGCAGCAGCCAUCCGUGCCCCGCUGCUGUCCACAUUGUGGCCUCCCAUCAGGGCCCGGCACUACAUCGUGUUCCUGUACACCUUCCUCCUUUUCAUCCUCCUCAGGUCAUAAAGCCAGGAAACAGGCUCGAGUUUUUCCAUCUUCUUCUGCUGCUGCUUCCUCUGGUUCCUCUUCUUCAUCCACCUCCUCUAGCCUUCAGGAGAAAGUUGUACAAUGGAGCUGUCCAGCAUGUACACUUCUCAAUGACACCAAGGCCAAGAACUGUGCAGCAUGCCACACACCCCAGCAAUACCUCACUCUUCGGAAGGUGAUUAAGCCCCUUAGGAGGAGGGAAAGCAUGCAUGUAGAGGCCCGUCGGCGAAACGAUGAAGGAGAAGCCAAGGAGCUUUGGGAGAACAUAGUCACCUUCUGCAGAGAGAACUCUGUGAACUUUGUGGAUGACAGUUUCCCCCCGGGAUCUCGCUCUGUGGGUUUCCCCGAGGGUGACAGCGUCCAGCAGCGAAUCAAAAAGUGGCUGCGCCCACACGAGAUCAACUGCAGUAACUUUAAAGACCGAGGCGUCAAAUGGUCCGUCUUCCGCACGCCAAGGCCGUCUGACAUCCUUCAAGGACUCCUUGGAAACUGCUGGUUCCUGAGUGCGCUGGCUGUGUUGGCCGAGCGCCCAGAGCUGGUGGAGAGGGUGAUGAUCACCAGGACCAUUUGCCACGAAGGGGCCUACCAGGUGCGGUUGUGUAAAGAUGGGACGUGGACGACGGUACUGGUGGAUGACAUGCUGCCCUGCGAUGACUAUGGGUACCUCCUCUUUUCCCAGGCUCAGAGGAAGCAGCUGUGGGUGGCGCUGAUUGAGAAGGCUUUGGCCAAACUCCAUGGUUCCUACUUUGCCCUGCAGGCAGGGCGAGCUAUCGAGGGCCUGGCCACACUGACUGGGGCUCCCUGUGACUCCCUCAUGCUCCAAGUCAGCUCCACCAACCCUCGGGAGGAGCCCAUCGAUACAGACCUCAUCUGGGCCAAGAUGCUGAGCUCCAAGGAGGCUGGGUUUCUAAUGGGCGCGUCCUGCGGGGGAGGCAACAUGAAGGUGGACGAUGCUGUUUAUGAGUCUUUGGGUCUCAGGCCUCGACAUGCUUAUUCCAUCUUGGAUGUUCGAGACGUGCAAGGUUACAGGUUGUUGCGGCUGCGUAAUCCUUGGGGCCGCUUCUCCUGGAAUGGCAGCUGGUCGGAUGAGUGGGCAGACUGGCCGCAGCACCUCCGCCAUGAGCUGAUGGCUCACGGGAGCAGCGAGGGGGUCUUCUGGAUGGAGUACACAGACUUUAUAAAGUACUUUGACUCAGUAGACAUCUGUAAGAUCCACUCAGACUGGCAGGAGGUGAGGCUACAAGGCUGCUUCCCCAGUAAAGCCAAUGGGCCGGUCACCGUCACAGCCCUCACCGUGCUGGAGAGGACGGCCCUGGAGUUCGCUCUCUUCCAGGAGGGAAGCAGGCGCUCAGACACAGCCGACAGCCACCUGCUGGACCUCUGCAUCAUGGUCUUCCGCGCCUCCUUCGGUAACGGCAACAAGCUGACUCUGGGCCGCCUGCUCGCCCACAGCAAGCGAGCUGUGAAGAAAUUUGUUGGUUGUGAUGUCAUGCUGGAGCCAGGGGAGUAUGCUGUUGUCUGCUGCGCCUUCAACCAUUGGCAGAUGAAUGUCAGCGGAACGGGAUGCCCACCCCCACCCAUAGUCUCAAGCCCCACCAGCGGAGUGGCACGGCGGCCCAGCCAGGACUUCCCCGGCUACAUUCUGGCCAUCUACAGCUCCCGACAGGUAAUGGUGGAGCAAGUUGAAGCGACUGCCACCACGCUGGCCGAUGCCAUCAUUCUCCUGACUGAAAACAAAGGCGAAAGACACGAGGGCCGAGAGGGCAUGACAUGCUACUACCUGACCCACGGCUGGGCAGGGCUCAUCGUGGUGGUGGAGAACCGCCACCCUAAGUACUACCUCCAUGUCUCCUGUGACUGCACUGACAGCUUCAAUGUGGUGUCCACUCGUGGAAGCCUGAAGACCAUCGACAGUGUACCGCCUUUACACAGGCAGGUGCUGGUGGUGCUCUCUCAGCUGGAGGGAAACGCCGGCUUCUCAAUCACCCAUCGUCUCGCGCACCGCAAGGCGGCCCAGGCCUCCCUGGGCGACUGGACUCCAACCAAGGCCACCCACAGUCCCCAGCUCACCCCAGACAUCGACGGCCUGCACCGGCCCAGGCCGCUAUGACCCACGCCCACUUCACCCCUCCCACACUGACUCUACUCCAACCAACUGUCAGACCACUGGAAAAUCAGGCAAGGAAAGAAAAAGUGGUGCAUGGAGCUCUGAAACAAAGAGGAAGAUGUCGUUUAUGUGUCGCUUUGGUCGUGCACACGAAUGUGAGGCCCAAAUGCACAGCAUUUUUCUGCUCUUCUUCUAAUGCUCCGUAGAUGCAGCAGUUUGUCAUGACUCGCUCUGCCCCCUGCCAAGUGGAUGUGCCAUGUCAGGAUGAGAUGAGGAAAAUGGGCAACACGAAAUGAACAAAAUUAUGGUUUACCCGGUUACCUAAGAGGAUCCACUCCCACUUUCCAUUUUAGACGUUUUUGGUUGCUGGCAGUUUGCGCUGUAUGUGAAACAAAUCUCAGUUGUCAGUGUCAUACGUUUAGAGGCAGCCCUGCUUUCAGUCAGCGUCAAAAAACACACAAAAAAAAGGUGGAGUGCUGAAACUACUGAGCCAUCUGUCAGUCCAGAGCCUAUGAGCCAUUCACCUGAUCACAUGCUUUCCCUGCACGUCGUCCACAAAGACAGCCCAUAAAGCAGGACACUUGUUGGGGAGUUUCUCUCACCAGACCUCAGUAAGGUACUUAAAGAGCCAAACUCAGCUGAUUUUAUUCACCAGAAUUCUUUCUUUUUUUUUCUUUCCAUGUCAUAUUUAGCCUUAUUUGUUUUACGCACAACCCACACUUGUGUUUCUUGAGGUUGUAGACAAAGCCAUCAUUCAUAAAGUGCUGUCUGUCCCAUCCUUCUGUCAUCACCGCCGUGCUGUCUUGUUCACUCUCUAGCUCAGGACCAAACCUAUGUUUCGUACAGUGAGAUCCAUGUCAGUGCUGUAGCAAGUGUAUGGUACCCAGAUAGCUGGAUUUAGCAUUUUUCUCUGUUUUUCCUUGUCAUCUUUGCUGUGGGCGGUGCUAAGCACUGCCUUGUUUUUUCUGUCUUGUAGAAAGAUGUAUGAUUUGGAGGUUUUUAUCUCUGCAGAGGAAAAGCAGCAAUUGUACAAAUAUUUUUUAUCAAACUGAUUUUAAGUCAUUUUCACUCAGCUUUGGUUUUGGGUCUACAUGCUGGAGGAGAGUCAUGGCAUGGCUAGAAAUCCAGAAAACCCCUCAGGCAACCUAGCUUUUAUUACUUACUUCAGAAGCCAGCAUACGUCUUUACGUUUUCUUUUUUCCAGCUUCGUCACACUCUAUGACAUUCUGUUAGUGUUCAUUCCUCACACGUACUUUCCCAGUAUGACAGUUUAAGCUUUAGUGUACACAGGGAGAGCUACAGGAACUCUAUUUGCCACAGAGGGUUCGUAAAAGAAACUGCCUGGUUUACUUCAGGAGGUCAGGGACUACUUUUGUUUGCUUGGGGGCAGCACAAACGCCUCGGCCGUCCAACCACAGGAACAUAACGCAACACGGGAAAAGACGCAGUCCUCAAGAAACAAAAACAAAUCAUUAUUUUGUCAGCUUAGUGCACAUAUAAAAAGAGAGAUAAGAGACCCCUGAGACCUGCAGCCACACAGCUGAUAGUUCUCUUCAAGAGUCAUCCGUGUUUAUUCUGAGUUGCUUGAGUUGUUUUACGUCGGGCACAGUUAAGGAGGCCAACACAUUCUCAUUUCUCCGGUAUCAAAGCCAUUACUUCUGAUGUUUCAGCUCUCACUGUGUAAUGGAAAUGGUUCAUCAGAGAGAAACUCGCAAGAUUAAUGAGGUACUAAAGUAAAAGGAUAGUGUGUUUUUCUUUGUUAAUUAUAAGUUUGUGUCUUACAGAAUUUAGUUUUUUCAAAUCUGAUAAUAAAAAUCCUUUAAACAUUCAUACAGGUAACAUUUAUGCAGUGUAAAUGGUUUCAAAUCUAAACCCUGAAGGAGAUGAUUUACUUCAGGUGACACUGAGGCAGCAAAUAUUUUUAAAAAUGCAUCAUUUUGUUUGUGUUGUGAGCACUGUUUCCCCCAAUGCUUGCAGUCUUCUGCACAGCCACAUCAUCCGGCGGUGGCAGGCUGUAUUUCAUCUUACCUUAAGAACUAUUUCUAGGCUGUUGCAAGCAUUGGAGCCUUUCUUUAAUGAAACUUGAUGCUGAAGUGACUGUAAAUAUGUUUUUCCAAAGAAAUCUCCCAUGUAAUGACCACUUUUAUGUGUCUGUUGUGUGAGUGAGCGAGCGAGCGAGCGAGUGUGAGUUUGGUCACGGCCGUGCGGCUGUGAAUUUAUUGUCUAAUUUAUUUGUACAAGUGAUUUGCAAGGCUGUUUUCUAAUGAAAACUGUUGAAUAACUGAGCUCAUGAACGGAUAAAGGAAUGUGAUGCGGUGUGGCUUUAGUCUGAGCCCAGGGGUGUUUGCUUGACGAGAAAUGAAUCCUGCACUGAAACACCUGCAAAGACGAGGCACCUCAAAGUUAAGUGUCACUGUUGAAUCACUUUAAAUUUAUACGAGAUUCCUUUUUGUUUUGUGCUGUGUUUUUCUUUCUUUGGUCAUAGAUGUAAUUGUUGCAUUGUUUGGCUCCUCUUGUGUUGCAUUGCCACCGGCUGCUGUGUGCGUUCAGGGCGCCCCCUGCUGCUGAGAAGGUGGUAGUGAGAGAAGAGGUGGUGGAGAUGCCUGGUCUCUCUUCCCCUGUGUCCAUUUCCCUCUUUGUAAAUUGUACACACUGCAAACUUACCUGGAAAAGAAAACAUUUAAAAAAUAUAGAUAGGAAGAAAAAAAAUCAGCCAAUCCUUUUAAACUUGUAAAGAAAUAUAAGUAUGAUAGAUGACAAAAAAAAAUUAAACUAAUGCUAAAAAUGAAACUGAGGAAUGUGUUAUAUAUUUUAUUGAACUUUUUUGGGGGGGUGGGGCUGAGAAUGAGAGCCUGUAAAAAUAUGUAUGUUUAAUUUUCAAUCUCAGGUUCCAUUGGACCAAAUAAAUUUUUAUUAAAUUAAA